AUGGGCAAUCCAGCUAGUCCGGUGUUGGCCAAUAUUGUUAUGAAUUAUGUGUUACAACAGAUAAUUACGGUCCUCCCGUUUAACAUUGCGUUUAUUAAAUUGUACGUAGAUGAUACUAUCGCUGCAGUCCCUGAGACGGAAUUAAACAGAGUCUUGGAGUUGUUUAAUAGCUUUGAAGAGAAUAUCCAGUUCACCAUGGAAGUGGAACAGAAUGGUUGUAUUCCAUUCCUAGAUAUCAUGGUUGAAAGAUCCAACAACCAUUUGAAGACUAAUUGGUACACAAAACCAACUAGUUCAGGAAGAAUUUUGAAUUUCUGUUCCAACCACCCAAUGUCACAGAAAGUGGGAAUGAUUCAUGGUUUACUGGAUAGAAUGUUUAGACUUAGCAGCGAGGAGUAUCAUGAGGACAAUUAUCAAAAAAUUGAGAUGUUGUUAACUAAUAACAGUUAUCCAAGAUCGUUUGUUCGUGCAGCUAUCAUUAAGUUUAAAGAGAAUAAAGCAAAUGGUGGGGUUGGUGGAGUUCGUCCUACGAAUUUCAUCAAGUACUGCCGUUUUCCUUUUGUUCCGGGCUUGUCACACAAAAUUAAUAGUUGUUUUACAGGUACUAAUGUAAAGCUGGCUUAUUAUAACGUGUAUAAAAUAAAAUCAUUAUACACUAAGUUAAAGGAUCCAGUGCAGCAGGAUCAAAGAGCAGGUGUAGUGUACAAGAUCCCGUGCUCUUGUGGACUUUGUUAUGUGGGUCAAACCAAACAGUAUUUAAAAAAUAGGAUUUACCAACAUAAGAAUAGUUGUAGGAAUGUUAAAAUCUUGGAUGAGAACAAAACAGCGCUGGCCGCACAUUACUUCGACUCGGGUCAUGGGUUUGAUUUUGACAAAGCGAAGAUCUUAGAUUUAGAGAAUAACUGGUUAAAAAGAUCGGUUAGUGAAAUGGUUUGGAUUAAACUUAAUGACACGGUAAACAAGCGUACUGACACCCAGAAUCUGAGUGCAAUGUACAACGAGAUUUUAUCGGUUUAUAACGAUUAUCUUGGUGACGCACGUUAG
This is a messenger RNA of Neodiprion virginianus, 1044 nucleotides long. RefSeq lists its product as uncharacterized. Bases 1 to 1044 code for a protein of 347 amino acids. The record is from RefSeq and is a predicted model, not a curated record. The transcript has a single exon. Lineage: Eukaryota; Metazoa; Arthropoda; Insecta; Hymenoptera; Diprionidae.